Epinephelus lanceolatus (giant grouper) is the source of this 768-nucleotide messenger RNA. The record is from RefSeq and is a predicted model, not a curated record. Lineage: Eukaryota; Metazoa; Chordata; Actinopteri; Perciformes; Serranidae.
CCGGCUGCCUACGUACCGAGUGAAUUUACGCGAACCAGUGAGCAGCUCGAGGAGGAGGGAGGGCAGAAGGAAGAGGGGGAGAGAAAAAAAGAUAGAAAGAGUGAGUGGAGCAGAGAAAGAGACGGAGGAAGCGAGUAGUUUAGCCUGAGCUCUCUGCGAAGCUGCUGUCGACGGGGAAAGAAGUUUGACUCACGGCGACGUCACCGGUUGUUGUUAGCCACCCCUCUGAAAGGCACCGAAAAAGCAGCUACCAUGUCUGCUGCAGACAAGUUCCUGUAUGUGGACCGCAAUCUGGUCAACAACCCCCUGGCACAGGCUGACUGGGCCACCAAGAAGCUAGUAUGGGUGCCCUCAGAACGCCUGGGCUUCGAGGCCGGCUCAGUGAAGGAGGAGCGUGGCGACGAGUGCGUGGUCGAGCUGGCAGACUCUGGGAAGAAGAUCAGGGUGAACAAGGAUGACAUCCAGAAGAUGAACCCGCCCAAGUUCAGCAAGGUGGAGGACAUGGCCGAGCUCACCUGCCUGAACGAGGCCUCUGUGCUGCACAACCUGAAGGAGAGAUACUACUCUGGGCUCAUAUACACGUACUCUGGUCUCUUCUGUGUCGUCAUAAACCCCUACAAGAACCUGCCCAUCUACUCAGAGGAGAUUGUCGAAAUGUACAAGGGCAAGAAGAGGCAUGAAAUGCCGCCCCACAUCUACGCCAUCACUGACACAUCUUACAGAAGCAUGAUGCAGGAUCGUGAAGACCAGUCCAUUCUUUGCACGUGA